Molecule: messenger RNA, 2937 nt
Organism: Amphimedon queenslandica
Lineage: Eukaryota; Metazoa; Porifera; Demospongiae; Haplosclerida; Niphatidae
Exons: 12
Coding region: 98-2884 (928 amino acids)
Biological process (GO): nucleocytoplasmic transport; activation of GTPase activity
Cellular component (GO): cytosol; perinuclear region of cytoplasm; nucleus
Molecular function (GO): GTPase activator activity; small GTPase binding
Source: RefSeq, a predicted model, not a curated record
CGGAAUUUGCUGUGCCCUGCUUUUACCUCGGGUUGUACGUUUUGUCUUACCUUUACCUCUCCUUUUACCUUGUAUACAAUACUUAGACUAGUUUCAAAUGGCUUCAAAACCAUCACAUUUUCCAUUAGAUAUUAGCAAGUUAAAGUUUGUUUUACAAGUCUUGAGGCAUUACAAGUUUCCUGAAGCAAGAUGGUUUGAGUUUGGAUUGAAUCUUGGUCUGCUUCAUCCUACACUGGAAGCUAUUGAGUCAGCUCAUAGAGGGAAUCCUUCACGCUGCCUGAUGGAGUGUUUAACCAAGUGGUUGACUAAAGCUGAUGAUAAUGUCACCACUGUUGGUCCUAUAAUCUGGAAGACACUGGCUAAUGCGCUCAAUGAAAUGAAUCUAAUAUCUAUUUCUGAUGAUUUUCGUAAAACAAUGACAGAUCCUUUUAGUGAGAUAUUGCAGUGUUAUAUUGGUAGACUAGCUCAAGUUGUUCUUACUGAGGAAUCAGUUGAUCUCUUACAUACAGAGGGAUUGAUAUCUAAGGAUACAUUAGCAAAAGUGAAGAGUUGUGGUUGUUCAUUGGUAGGAGAUCCAAUGUUACUAAUAUUAAGUGCUGUAGCUGAAGAUCAUAGCAAGUUAUGUACUCUGACAAGCAUUCUAAUGAAAUCAAAGGAAGCAGUGUCUUUAGCUAGUGAUAUAAUAAUGGAAUGUGGAAAGUCAUUUCCUUCAGCAACAGUGAUGUCAUCUUGUCAACAAGCAAGUACUUUAACAUCUUCAAGAUCUGGACAAUUACAAGAUAGUAGUAGUGAGACUCAAGUAACUACCAAUACUGAUGCUACUCCACAAGGUGUAGUAGAGGUGAUAGUUCACCCUGGCUAUGAAGCUGAGUUUGAUAGAAUGGAUCAUAAGCUUGGUACACUUAUUCACAAUAUCGUUCCUCUUAUUGAAGCAGCCAUACCCUCUGUCAAUGAUUUGAAGACCUACAUUGGAAGGUGUCAGAAAAAAUUAAAGCCUCGAUUGAAAAAUGCCAACAGCUUUGAUGAUGUAAUGGAAGUGAUUGAGGAUGAGUGUUCUAUCACUAAUGUUGCUCUAUUGGAGACUAUAGUGAACAAAUACUCAAUACAAGAUGCUGGAGACAUGAUAUUAACUUAUCAGACACACUUGGAUGAAUUCUGUGAGAACAAAUUAACAAUGUUUUGUAAUCGUCAGCUUAAGAGAUUAUCCUCUUCUCUCCUCACUUGUGAGACGAUCAAGUUUGUUCUAAAGUGGAAUCCAAGUGAGUAUUCUCUCUCCAGUAUCAGAGCCCUCCUAUGGAAAACGUUCAAGGAUAAUCAAGUGGAGGUGGUAGUGAUCAAAGAAGGGAACUCCAUCAUUGUUACUUGUUAUGCUCCUCAUUAUCUGAUGGAGAGUUUACUAGUGACAGCUAGAGAUAAUGUUGAUAUGCUAAAGGAGAUGGGAUUGAUUAGUUUAACUAUUGGUUACUAUACUGUGUAUGAUGAACAUGCAAUUGAUGAGGAGGUGAAGAGUCUAUUGAAAGAACUGGAGAUGGUAGAGAGUGAAAGAGAUGAUUUACUUGAGGAGAAUGCUAAAUUGAAGGGUACAAUAGACUCAUUAGGUAUGUCAUAUCAAAGUAAAGAAGUUGAUAUAAGCAAUAAGUCAUCAGGACAAUCAUCAGUUUUAGAGUCUGAAAAGGGAAACAGUAAAAAGAAGGUGACAAAAGCAAUGCAAAUGGAAAUAGAUCAUUUACGAUCAUCUCUUCAAAGCAAAACAGGAAUAGAAGAAACAUUAAUUAGAGUAGAGCGAACAUUAAUUGAAAGAGAAAAGGAGAUAGAACAGUUACAGGAAAAGAUAUCAUUAAUGAAUAUACAACAACUGAAAGAAACUUCAAUUACUUUUAGAAAGGAUCAGUGUACACAAUAUAUGGAUCCACCAAAAGGACUAGUUUAUGUAGCUAUUAAACAAUGGGAGGCAAGGGAUAGCAAUCAGCUUUCAAUCAAGAAAGGAGAGAAACUUGAGAUCAAGCAGGAGCGUACUAGUGGAUGGUGGCUUGCAAGAUCAUUAGAUACUGAUCAAGAGGGAUUUGUUUAUUUUAGAGAUAUUGAAAAAGAUGAAGAGAGUGAAUUGUCAACAUUGGAAUCACUUGAACUAUUUCAUUAUGCAAUGACAGAAAAUGUUGACAUACCUAAAAUCAAGGAAAUUAAGACGAGGAGCAACGUUGAGAGAGCAAGUCUCUUUUUAUCAUUAAUUAAACAAGAUUCAGUUCUGCUAAAUCAACUUAGAAAAAAAGAACAUGGAAAACCUAAAGCAAUUAGGUGGUAUGAUGAUGGUGUUAAACUGACCUCUCCAUCUGUAAUACAAUGUCAAGAAGUAGUUUCUCUAUUAACAUUCAAACAUACGACCAUUAUCAUCAGCGAAUCAUCUCCUGACAUUGUGUGUGAUCUGUUGCCAGUUUUAUUACAAAAUGAAAAGGUGAAAUACUUGAAAAUACGAGACACUCAACUAACACAGGACUGCAUCUCAUCCUUAUGUAACUUACUGGCUAAUAAUAAAUCAUUAUUAGAUUUAAUUAUUACUAACUGUUCCAUUGAUGACAAAGCAGUUGCUGAUAUUACAAAUGUACUACAAACACACAAUAACACACUUUUAGGAAUAGUCUUAGGUAAUAAUCCUCGUAUUACUUCAGUUAGUGCUCAGUCUCUUUCUGAACUAAUUAUCAACAAUUCAACAUUAACUGGAUUACAAAUAACAGACACUUCAAUAAUAUCUAAUCAAAUAUUACUAAUUCUUCAAUCGUUAACAAUUAAUAAAACUAUAAAGCUCAUUCUAGAUAUGAAGCACAAAGACACAUGCACAGAAUACCAUGACUAUAAUACUAUAAAAGAUAGAGUAAUAUUUUACUAACAAUUAAUAAUUAUUGUAUUUUGCUUUUGUUGAUGAUGCUAACUGAUCAAUUA